This is a messenger RNA of Sceloporus undulatus (fence lizard), 1567 nucleotides long. RefSeq names its product synaptonemal complex central element protein 1-like. Gene Ontology annotation, cellular component: synaptonemal complex. The transcript has 13 exons. Bases 7 to 885 code for a protein of 292 amino acids. The record is from RefSeq and is a predicted model, not a curated record. Gene Ontology annotation, biological process: synaptonemal complex assembly. NCBI's taxonomy places the organism in Eukaryota, Metazoa, Chordata, Lepidosauria, Squamata, Phrynosomatidae.
UUCUCCAUGUACUGUAUGUAUAUGUUUAGCUUUGGGGAACAUAUCAUCCCUUCUGAUGUAAUAAUAAGGUCUUCCAAGCAAGCUCUAUGUACUAAAGUCCAGAAAACAGAUCCCUGGGACUUUGCGUUGAAAAUGGAGGAGAUACUGUCACUUGUGAAACAAAUGCAGAAUGUGGGGAAUUUAGAGCCAAGAAUUGAAGACUUAGUAAAAAGGAUCAAUAAACUGCAGCAAGCCAAGAAGAUACUGAGUGAGGAGCUUUCUGAGGCAAAGGAGCAUAGCAAGUCAUUGCAGAGGGAGCUCGAAAAAUUGAAUGCCGAGAAGUCAUCCCUUGAGGAAAUAUGGAAUGAAAAGAGAGAGACUCGUAAACUUAUGCAGUUUCACUGUGAAGAGACAGAAGCCAAAAUGCAAAGGCAACAGAAGCUGAACUUAGAGUGUAAGCAGCGAAUUGAGGCAGUCACAGCCAAGAUCCAUGCAGAGAAACUGAAGCAAAGUGAGCAGAGAAUGGAAUUUGAGCAGCUACUUGAUGAGUUAAUGGAGAAGCACAAGAGUCUUUGGGAGCUUUAUUCCAGGGAGAAGCCAGUGGCUGACAUGAAAGAGAGUAAGGAGCGUUUGCUGAAGGAAGAGAAACUGCUCCAGGAGAAACUGGACAAUAUUCAGGAAGAACUGGAUUUUCUGACCCAGUCUACCUUAAGUGAGGAAAGGAAGUUCUUGAAGAGCCAGGAGGCUGCAGCUACCCUGGAGCUCUUUGAAGAAGAAAACAAGAAAGCAAAAGAGUAUCUGGAAAUAACCACUAAAUGCAGUUCGAGUUUGCAGCAGAAAUGUAGUAGAUUAAAAGCAGAGAUGAAGGACAUGGAGGUGGACAGUGACAGCACUGAGGAGAUUUAACAUGGUUUGCUGAGUGCUAGAACAGAGUAUGGAAUAAAGGUGUUAUUGGACUACAACUCCCAUCAUUCUAAGAAAGCAUACCCAAGGAUGCAUGAUGAAGGGAGCUGCAUUCCAACAUUACCUGGAAGGACAAUGCAUUCACCAUUCCUGCUGUACAUACACCAAAUAUCAAGAUGAGAAGACCAAAUCUGGCAUUCUAAGGAUGACAAAGUGAGAGAAGAGAUUAACAGAACAAGAUUAAAAACCUGGGCAAAAUAAAUCUGUGGUUUCAAAGUUGAUUGUGUGGAUAUGCUAGUGAUUGUGAAGCUGCCACGAAAUGGUGGGAUGUAGGAUGUUUGUGCUUAUAUUGUUAUUGAUCAGGGGUAAAGCAACAACCAGAUGGUUUUGGACUGUAACUCCUAUAAUCCCUCACCAUUAGCUAUAAUGACUAGGACUCUAGGGAGUUCUGCACAAAAAUAAGAAUAAAAUUAAAUUAAAAACCAGCUCUUGAAAGUUGUUCACCUCCAAUUAGAGAGAAGCAAAGUGCCAGAUUAAAAAUAUGAGUUUCUUUGGGGGGGGGGGCGGUUUGACAGAAUGGUGCAGCUCUUGGGUUAGGAUUGGUUUAAAUAACAUUGCUGAUUCCCCCAUUGAAGAAAAGAAAUCUUAUGGGGAUUCCAGAACUAACUUUUUAAUUUAUUUUUUC